Molecule: messenger RNA, 2994 nt
Organism: Aureobasidium pullulans EXF-150
Lineage: Eukaryota; Fungi; Ascomycota; Dothideomycetes; Dothideales; Saccotheciaceae
Exons: 2
Coding region: 14-2950 (978 amino acids)
Biological process (GO): protein stabilization; telomere maintenance via telomerase
Cellular component (GO): cytosol
Molecular function (GO): Hsp90 protein binding; telomeric repeat DNA binding
Source: RefSeq, a predicted model, not a curated record
AACCAAAACAACCAUGGGUGAUUUUUUGACAGCUGUAUCGACUGUUUCUCUAAGAUCAAGGCCAGCUGCUAAGAACCUUGUCGUCGAGGAGAGUGUUCCGGAAAGCUCUCAACCCCGUAUACGCAACUCGCCCACUUCGCCUGAAGAAGUACUACAGAUUCUACGUUCGAGUCCCGAUGCAGAUGCCAUCGAGGACCUGCUUUUGUUCUUGAACCAACCCUCGCAGAAGUCCGCUGGGUUUGACAUCAAGACACCUACUGCUUCUUCCGCCAAAGUAGUGAACGAACUCAUAAACACAACUCUUACGGACUUCUGGGACAGCUCUGAUCAAACAAAUCGUUUGAUUAUAGACUGUCUGAGGAGUGUAGCUGGCAUUGGUGCAGUACUUGCAAAACUCCGCAUCUUGGUAUCUCAGCACGAAUCAACUCGGCAAGGUGUAAAGAAAUCGGAUACGACAACGCCAUUAUCAGACCUGAUAUCAGUCUUCUCACAGCUACUAAACUCCAAUGACUUGGCUCAAACUAUCUAUGCCGACAUUGACAGACUUGUCGACAGUCAGGCAAAGCGAACACUUCUGUGGAAAGAGUACCUCGCACUCGUAGGGACCGGAAAGAUCAUCGCUUCUGUGGCACAAGCAGAAGACACAGUCAAGUCUGCUGGAGGGCAAGACAAUUCAUCAUGGCUCUCAGAUGGUUCGAAGUAUUCUGCGUGGAUGGGACGCAAUGUCUCCAACAUGAUACAUCAAGCAGGAAAUAACCCCAAGGCAUGUAAGGCUACAGCUCAGCUUUGCGGUAAAGCUCUUGGUAUUGGCUAUCCAGUUCGAGUUGUUGAGGAGAUCCACACGCUCUCUACAUUUGCUUCGCCAGACGGACUUCCGCUACUUCAGUCGUUGCUGCAGAACCUACAGGUGCACGAACAGCGGCAAGUCCUAGACCAGACUUUGAAGAUUUUGUCAAAUCGAUGCCUGCCUCUAUUGUCGGCUCCUGAUUUUGACGAGCCCUUGAAUGAAUCAUCUACCACAAUUGCUGCGACCUCCGCUACAAUUACUGGUAUGGUAGGAAAUAGCGAUGCCAUGAGAGCACAUCUUGAAACAUGGUUAUCCGAUCCUGUACUAAAUGCCUCAGAGUCUUUCAGCAUACGAAGGGCGGCUGUUUCUGCAUUCGUUCACUCCACCAAAGGCUCGGCAAACAUGCUCGAAGAUCCAGUUCAAGACCUCAUGGAGAAGACCAUGAAACGCUUCGGCGAUAACCUCUUCGUCAAGCAUUCUCCAAUCUUGCAACAAGAAGCCUGCGCGCAAAUUUUGCUCUUAGUCGCAGGAUAUGCACAUAGAGCGCAGCCGAUGUCACUGUUUAUCAUGGCCCGUUCGAGUGCACAUCUAAAUGGCAUGUCAAACCGUCUGAACUCAUCCUCGCCAAAGGCCCGAUUCCUCGGAAUGGUCGUUGGUAUGGCUAUAUCAGACCUCGUGGACAAGUCUGGAUCCAAGAUGAACUUCGAUAUCGAUGACAUGAAGACGCCCGAAGGAAAGUGGUAUCAGCAUCUCGUCAGAGUCAACGACAAAGUCGGCAACUACACCGACAUCAAGAACGUCUUCGGCAACGAGACCACAAACUCUCUUACGAAGAGCUCACAGACAAACAAGUCGCCCGCCUCGAGAAAGAAGCCGGUUCCGUCAAAACCAAAGCCUAAGCCUAUGAUCCAAGAAGAGCCUCGAGGAUCCAGGAUCAUGGAGGUGUUGGACGACUCUGAGGAAGACGAUGAUCUUGUGCCUUACGCUAAGCCAGACUCUGAUCCCGAAGAUGAGGACGAAGAUCCAACUAUGAUUAAUCGUGACAAGCCAAAGGCUCCUGUGUACAUCCGGGAUCUAAUGGCUGGUCUCAACGACUCGGAAAACUACGAUCGACAUAGCCUAGCCGUCAAGAAUGCCGCUGCUCUGAUACGUCGUAAAGCUUCGUUCGGCAAGGAAGUCAGCGACCAUGCACUCGAACUCGCCUCGAUCUUGGUUGGACUCGGCGACACUUUCGACAUGGAAGAUUUCCUUGAGCUUCGCUUGCAAGCGCUUAUUGCAGUGCUUGUAUCCAAUCCAUCGCAAAUGGCACCGUGGUUCGCGCGUCAAGUAUUUGACGGUGAUUAUUCAUUGAGUCAGCGUACUACCAUCCUGAGCGUCUUAGGUCUGGGCGCUCGAGAGCUGGCAGGCUACAAGGAUGAAGACGAAGACCUGAACCCUAAGAUUGCAGCCACAGCCUUCCCCAGCAAACAGCUUCCAGAAAGACUGCACAAAUUGUAUGCCGCCGAGCGAAACGCACCACUCACACGAAUUGCCUCGGGUCUGGAGCGAGCUAUGAUCCAGCCGAUGGCCCUUGACGCAGCUGACAAAAUGUCCGGACCCAACAUUUUGAAGGUCAGAACAUUCUCAUCGCGUAUGGAAGUCGAAAAGAGGAAGAAGGUCAUACCUAACGCACUGGCCAAGAUUGUUGCAGAGGGCUUCUUCUUCCCUCUGACAGGACGUUGGUGGCAGAACCUGCAAGCAUAUGGAGCAGAGAACGUGCACUUCCAGCCAUUCUUGCUCAGCACGUAUCUCAAGACAUUGUCGCUCAUCUUGCAUGCAGCAGGAUCAGGAACCAUCAGUCUUCCGCAGAUGACAGCAGAGUUCUGGGAACUGAUCUUGAGUGUCAGAACGAAUGCGUUGGCUGAUGUCAGUGUUUUGGAAGCAGUCCUCUUCGCAACUCUGACACUUCUGGACAUGAAUGAAGAUAAACGUAGACUGGCAGAGGAGCACUCGAAACAGUUGAUCGAGACUCAGGAGUGGGUUGAACUCGUCUUUGACAGAGUUGGUGGAGGAGACGAGGAGGGCGAGAGGAUCCGCAUGCUUGCAGCAAGCGUUUUGAUGAAAACCAGAGAAGUGGUAGAGAAGUACCAACGCUUGAUGGUUGGAGAUUUAGUAGACUACUAGGAUAAUAGAGUGAAUUAUACUGGUCAGAAAGCAGUCAAUGCCGU